GGCGCUACGUGACCCUGUGUCACGUGAUGACGUUAUCUUCAAAUUAUCCGAUCCUGGCUUAUAUGUUACAAAUUCAGUAAUCGCAUAUUUCAUUUCAAUGGGCACGUCUUGUUGUCUGCCUACCUGGCAACAACCUCCACAUUCAUUUUUAUCACGCUAAGACGAAUGAACUGUUGCGAGAAAUAGAUGUAUCAGCGAUUGGUGUUAGUAUUUUCUUUCCUGUGGAUUAUUGACGAAAGCUCUUGUACUUCUAGCGACGGCUGCUUUGGACUUUUUGGUGGGCGAUAUGGCACUUUUUAUAACAUUUUUUUGUAGAAAAGCUUAAGUGGAACAGAACAUUCAGUUUUAACAACAAAGUUUUAACACUCAGACUUGAAGUCACUAAUAAUCCAGAACAUUGGAUUGUGAAUUAUUUGUUUGAGAUCUUAGCUCGAGAACGAUUAGGAUACACUAAAAUAGAGUUUGUCCCAAUCGAAGAUAGUAACAUUAACAGUUCUCUAAAAAGACUUCAAUGUCCUGAUACUCAUCCUGCUACAACAAAUCGCAUCUCAGAGGAAAUCCAAACUAUACUUCUCUUAAACAUGAUUGUAGCUCACCUAUUGACAUCCUUGGUCAAAACUACUCAGGUCAUCGAACGGAAAAUGCACAUGGUUCAGAUUUAUACAAUAAUCAUACUUUACUCUCUGGGAAGUCAGUAACUAUUUUGGAUUUUGAAUUAAAUUCAACAUGUUUACGGUAUAAUUCUUAUAGUAUUCCUCCACCCCCUUUAUGCAGUACUGAUACAAAAUCUACCUCACCUAAUAGUUAUCAAUAUUGCCACACUGAAUCUUAUCAAGCUGUUAAAGUGACAUGGGCUAAAUUACGGACGGCAGCUCCACAAAUUUUUCAACUUGCAUCUAAAAUGUAUAUGUCUCAUGAUGAGUUGGGAGAACUGGUCCACUCGGCGCUACUCGACUCACAUAUAGAUCGUCAGUCAACAUAUAAACAAGUUGCAUGUCGGUGGCUCCGUCAGAAUCCAACUAAAUGGAAAAGUUGGACAGUUGAUUGGGACAAAAAACUUAACUUAACAGUAGCUGGCCUGUUCAGUAUGUAUGGGAAAUGGGUGCUGUAUGGUCUUGAUCGAGUGGCUCAAGAAGCUAUGAAUUUUGUCAACGCCGACUCAGAUUAUUUUCGCAAUUCUGAAUAUGCAUUAAGUUUGGAUGUACGUAAUUUAACAUGUGAACCUGACGUCGUGUUAAGUGAUUAUUUUAAAGUGUUGGAGAAUGCUGUCAACACUCGUCUUAUUGGUUCUAUCGCUGCUCUAUGCUCAGAUUCUAUAGAAGCUGUAGUUGAAUUGGCAAAUAUUCGCAAACAGAUUAUUGUCAGUCCAACAGUAGGUAGUGCACGUUUUCUGGAACAGCAACAAUAUCAUUACUUCUUUCGUACAGUACCAUCAAUGACUUUGGCUAAUUUUAUACUACUUCGAUUAUUUCUAGUAUGGGGUUGGCAUCGAAUAGUUGUAUUUCGUAAAUCGGAUCAUUUUUUUGAACCUUUAUUAUUUCAAGCAAAGGGAAUCGAAAUUAUUGCCAAUAUUGAAAUGGAUGAACAACAGUUAACUUAUAAACUGGCAAAAGAUACUUUAGAAGAAUUAAAACAACAGAACAGUCGCAUAUUUGUUGUCGAGUACGAUGCACGUGGUACCUAUUUGAUACUCUGUGCAGCAUAUCAUGAAGGGAUGUAUUUUUCCGCUGGAUACGUUUGGUUUUUGAAUCCAUGGCUUUCUGAUCAAUGGUGGUCGGAAUUGGUUGGCCGAAAUACUGAGUGUAAUUUUAGUGAAAUGCUCAAUAUUACUUCGUGGACUUUUACUGUUGGACACCAGUUGUUAAUUGGUCCUAUGGUGCACAGUUUUAUUCCUCGUACUAGUGAGUUUAUGGAUUCAGACUCUAAGUCUGGAAAUAAUUCAAGUGGCACUCCGAAUCGAACUUCAUCUGAACAAAUACGACGCAGACGCCAUGUUUUUGUUCAGUCACAAAGGUUAGAAGUACCACCUGUCUUAUCAAGAACUAAACAUAAUCCCAAUCCAAAUGAUUUUGGGAAAUCUACAUUCAGUGAUCACUCAAAACGUAAAUUAAUCAAAGAUCCUCUUCAUGAUUACACUGUGUAUACUUAUGAUGCUGUUAUCCUACUAGCAAGUGCUGUUGUUCAUCUUUUACGAGAAAAUCCUGCUGCAGCAUCUGCUCUUAAUCAUCCUGAUGUAUCUGAAACUCUUCGAACACUUGUUGCACGAACAAAUUUUGGUUAUCGAUUUCAGACAGAUAAUUCAACAACUGGACAAUCUAGUGAAAUAAAUGAACUUGUUCCAGGUAUCAAUGAUGAUAAUUUUGGUGUAGAUGCUGGAUUUCAACUUGCUGGUGACUAUUAUGGUAUACGCAGUCAAAGUCCUGCUUCAGCAUCAAAUUUGCGAUUUAAUGAUCAUAAUGAACGUAUUGCUGAUUAUUGGCUGUUGAAACAAAGACAUUUAAAUACUACUGUACCGAUUAUAAUGUGGUCAACAAAAAACUAUGAAGAAGUACACGAGCAAGAUCAACAACAACAAUCAUAUGAUCCAUUCAGUCAUAUGAUUUCAUCAAAUAAUAUGUCAAACAAGUAUGAUUGGAAAACAACCAAUGCUCCAUUUCUAUACGAUGAAUUUCAGAAACGGAUGACUGAACGUUGGUUAGACCACGUUAAUUGGCAUACAUUAGGUGGUCCACCAAAUGAUGGUUCUAUCAAUGAAAAAAAUUGUACAUUAUCAUUUCUUAGUAAUCAAUUACAUAUGGGUUGUACAGGUGCUACUGUAUUUGUCACUGUUACUGUUACCGUUUUAGUUUUAUUGCCACUGAUUAUAUUUGCUCAUUUUUAUUAUCGACGUAAAUUAAAAGAAAUUGAAAAUCGAACUCGUAAACCUUUUGAAGAACUAUGCACAGAAUUGGCUGAUUUAGAUAUGCCUGCUGAAAAUAUUGUUUUAAAUCGUCGAGUUGGUCAAGGUGCCUUCGGUUUAGUAUUCGGUGGUGAAGCUAAAAAAAGUGAUUUAUGGGAAGCAGUUGCUGUGAAAGUAAUUAAUGAGAAAGCAACUUAUGAAGGGAAAAUUGAUUUUCUUUCUGAAGCAAAAUUAAUGCGUUCUUUAAAUCAUCCAAACGUUGUUCGUUUAAUUGGUAUCUCCUUGAAUCCAAAAGCAAGUCUAUACCUGAUUAUGGAACUCAUGCUUCUAGGAGAUUUAAAAACAUAUUUAUUAUCCCGUCGAAUUUUAGCUCAAAGAUCACCAAACCAUGAAGACAUACGACCAUCAACUCUUACUCAAAUGAGUAUGGAUAUUGGCCAAGGUUUAGCCUACCUACAUAGUAAGCAUUUAAUUCAUCGAGAUAUAGCAUGUCGAAAUUGUCUUGUUGCUGCGGAUCGUACUGUGAAAAUCGGAGAUUUCGGUCUGACCAGACAAGCUGCUAAAAAUACUUCAGAGGUUUAUUAUCGUUUCACAAGAAAUUGUGAACUACCUAUUCGUUGGAUGUCACCUGAAGCUGUACAAUUUGGUGUUUUUAGUAUACAAUCGGAUAUUUGGUCAUUUGGCAUAACAUUAUAUGAAAUUAUUACUUUUGGUGUAUUUCCUUAUAAUGGUCUUGGAGAUGUAGAAGUUGUGGAACGUGUCAAACGUAUGGAAUUCAGUAUUACUGAAUUUUUACCACCUCAAGCAUUAAAUACCGUAGUAUGUGAAUUAAUUAAUCAUUGUUGUAAACAUCAAUGGCAACACAGACCAUCAUCAAUGAAUCAAGUGUUAGAAGUAUUAAUAGCGUAUCCAGAUUGUAUUCGACCAUUCCUUACUGAUGAUCCACCGAAACCGAAUACAACAAUCGAUUCAUUACCUUUUCAACCAUCUGUAGACACUUGUAUAAUAUCAGAAUCCGCAAUGACUGGUCUUGCUGCAAUCGAUAGUGUUGGUGGUUUUCGUACAAUACGUAGUGCUUCAACUGUAGCCGUCCCAAUAUCAUCAUGUUCACCUUCACCAGUGCCACUAAAUCUUCCUGAUGGUAAUAGUGAUAAAUAUUAUGGAUCUGAAAAACGUCUUAGUGAACAAACAAAUCUACGUGAUAAUACACUGUCCAACCAUCAUACAAUUUUUGAUUGGUCUGAUAACUAUAAUUCUCAUCCGUAUACAGAUAGUUCAGUUCAUUCAAAGUUGACUGAAUUUUAUCAACUUCCAAUGUUUUCUGACAGACAAACCUUAUUUCCUUCAGUAGUAACAGAUGAAAGCAAAGAACUAAAUAUUAUGUCUAAAUCUGGCGAAUCAUCUAGUCUACCUCCCGUGUUUGAUAAUUAUACUACAUCAUUUGAUACAUCUAUUCCUAAUGCUAUUAAUACAUCUAAUGUUUUAUUCAAUCUUUCGACAAGUCCUAUUUCCACCACUCCGAGUUAUCAGUCAAUCGAUGAAACUAGUCAAUUAAUUAUGAAAUCUCCUGAACUAAUAACUGAUCAGUAUACAUAUUCAACUGGGAAUACUUUACAUAUUAGAAAACAGAAACGUUCAAAUACCACACUUAUAAACAAUGCAACAUCGAAUAUUCUAGAUGAAUUUGAUAAUUUGUUAUCUGAUAAUCAACUUAAGUUAUCUUUAGAUGCGGAUUCGAUUAUGCAUAUCGAGGAAUCCGAUAGACCACAUAUGUGGAUAUCUGCGGAUAAAAAUUCAGACAAGCAGUUUUUUAUUGUUCCCAGGAACGAAUUUCAUAUGUUUAAUGUUUCCAGUGUACCUCGAAAUCCCAUUCAAACACGGAAUAUUAAUCGUUUGCGACCCACUCGUUCUCUGAUCAAUCUAACCUCUGUACGUUAUCCCAAACACUACUUACAAAAUAAUAUGGAAUCUAAUCACUGUGCUUCAGUCGAUCAUUUCAGUUCGAUUACAAAACAAAGUGAUAUUCAUGGUCCAGAUUUAAUCUUACCUCCUAGUCUUUUUACCUUCAUUUCUGAUUCAUUUAUUUCCGGUAGGAAGACCGUUUAGGUCCCAUUUCUUGUUUACUGUGAUACUGUUAAUGAUGUAGUCUAUUAAUCCGGUAGUUAUAUUUACACCACUUAUGUAUUUGCAUUUGAACAAACUAACUAUGGAAUUUAGUUUUUUUGCGUUAUUCAAUCCAUCGGAAUUUCCUUUGUGAGUCAACGUCUAUCCAUCCUGUUUUAGUGUAGUAGAACUAUAAUCAAGUUUCUCUACUCCCACCCAUUAUUUAACAUUAACUGUUAUCUUUCUAGUUAAUUUGUACAGUAAAUACACAACUGUUAAUCAUCAACUGCAAUUUAUUUUCAUCGGAUCUCGUUAUUUCUCUUCGAUCUUGUUUUCUUUCAAUACUGUUAUUGUUACUUGAUCAUUGUUAUUAUUAUUGAACUUUACAGUUAAAUCCAUAGUAAUAUAUUGUAAAUGUUUCUCUCUUUAUUUGCUAACCUAGUCAUAUCGACUAAUUUUGUUCUAUGGUUUUACUGUGUUUAAUUCUUCGAAUUUUUACGAAGUACAAAUUCAGUUCUAGACGUAAAUAAAUAAAAAAGUAAUCGCAGUUAACUUUUUUUUCUUUGUAUAGAUUGUUUAUUUUGACUGUUAGUAUAAUUACAUAAAUACAUACCUUGUCUCAAAGUAAAUUUAUAUUAUUAGUGUUGUAUUAUGAAAAUAAUUUUACAAUGUGUACAUUAUUCUAUUAUGUAUAGAUUUUUUUUGUUUUGUAAGAUAAAUGGUCAGUUAAUUUCAAAGUUUAAAGUCUUCUUUCUUCAUUUCUUGUUGAAGUUAAUUGUUUAUUCUCUGAUACGUUACUUUGCUUUUUUUUACUGUCAUCAUCAGUUAACUUGUUUAAUAGGAAAUUAAGGUAUAGUGUACAUUGUGUGUGUUUGCACAAUGAUUUUUUUAUCUCAUGUAUUGUUUUUUUGGAAUAACCAUAAUAAAUUCUAAACUACCUUAUCGACUUUACAUUAUUUACUUUGAGAUUGAUAUCAUUAGAUAAUCGAUUUGGUACAAGAUUUUGUUUGUUUAGUUUUAAACACUAAAGAAUAAAUAGAGUUAAUUCACACAAAAUAAUAGUUAAUCUCUAAUGAGCCUUUUUCUUCAAAUCUAUUUGCAGUUUGAUGACUACCUUCCAACUUUCCUGGUGUCCCCAGCGACUAUGAGUGUCCCAGAGCGUUCCUUUCAUUGGAGUAUCUGUAAUUAUCUUCACUGGAAAAUUUACUUGUCUGCCUACUGUUUCCAACGUGCUUUUUUCUCUGAGGAUUUGGUUGGUGUGUCUUAUUUGUAUUCCAAAUGCUCCACGUACUUUAUACAAGACAUUUCCUAUUAUCUUCUCAAUGACUCCAGGUUCCCACUGAUUUUUUCCAAGGUAUGACUUGAUGACUACUUUAUCACCCACGUUAAAACUUUGGAUAUUCUGAUUUUGUCUGCGUCUGUCUAUUGGUUUAGGUGGCAACAUGGCGUGAAAUGUAGUUUGAAUACUUCUUUCCAUCUGCGACAGUAGGGUUGAGCGUAGUUCUAUGAGCUGUCAAGAAUUUUGUAAUUGUCUAACUUGUCCCCUCGUCUCCAGUAAUACUACUUUAAAUGUGUCAGAUCUUUACACGCCACCAACCAGAAUUUGUAAAUAUGCCUCCGACAAAUCCAAC
Schistosoma bovis is the source of this 6633-nucleotide messenger RNA. The record is from the annotation of a GenBank genome assembly. Lineage: Eukaryota; Metazoa; Platyhelminthes; Trematoda; Strigeidida; Schistosomatidae.